Messenger RNA from Neoarius graeffei (lesser salmon catfish), 2663 nucleotides. RefSeq names its product SH3 and cysteine rich domain (gene stac). The coding region runs from base 311 to 1417 and encodes 368 amino acids. Lineage: Eukaryota; Metazoa; Chordata; Actinopteri; Siluriformes; Ariidae. The record is from RefSeq and is a predicted model, not a curated record. Gene Ontology annotation, molecular function: transmembrane transporter binding. Gene Ontology annotation, biological process: positive regulation of voltage-gated calcium channel activity; positive regulation of protein localization to plasma membrane; skeletal muscle contraction. The transcript has 8 exons. Gene Ontology annotation, cellular component: extrinsic component of cytoplasmic side of plasma membrane.
GAGCGCUCAGGCGAAGGCGUCGCGCGCGGAACUCCGCUAAAGUAACAGGAAAGUGGCGGGUCUCUGAUGCUGGAGCCGCGCCGGAAAUAAACCAUCACGCGCUCCAACUUUUUUAACCCGAUCGUCACGCGCGCGGUUCUGCGGUGUUUAUUCCUCGCCGCCAGAGCGCGCGCGGCUGUGAGCGCGAUGUGACCCGGGGCUCCGGUUCCAGCUGAUCCCGGGAGCGGACCUCGCAGGAAACAGCCAUGUAAACCCCGCGGAGAGAACUGAGGGGUUCUGUUCUUUUGGGUUCUCACACCGGGGUGCAGCUAUGAUUCCUCCCGCCGACAUGACGCUCACCGACAGCACCGACAAGGAGAAGGAGAAGGAGCGCGCGCCGGAGCACAGCGAGCCGCCCCAGUCUCCCUCAUCCGCCAGCCAGCACGAGACCAAGCUCCAGAAGCUGAAGCGCUCGCUUUCCUUCAGAACCAAGAGCCUCCGCAGCAAAAGCGCCGACAACUUCUUCCAGCGUCCGAGUCCCGAGGUUAGCAACAGCAGCAGCACAGGACAGCUCAGUACCAUUGGGGUGUCUGUGUCUGCUCCGUCUGAAUCCUGUUACAUCCCGCCCCUGACUCCUCCUCCCACAAUGCCGUCUGGACUUCCCCUGACCAUCUGCUCGCCUUCACGUGCGCCGCGUCCACCUGACCCCACAGCACAUACCUUCCUGGAGCACACGUUCAAGAAGCCGCACUUCUGCGACGUCUGCAACCAUAUGAUUGUAGCUUGCCAAGGCGGAGCAGGCAAAGUUUUCGGCCCCAACACCAAGCUGGGACUCCGCUGCAAAGCGUGUAAAAUGGGAAUCCAUCACAAGUGUCUGAACAGGGUGGGGCAGCAGAGGUGCAUGGGCAAACUGCCCAAAGGCUUCAGGAGGUACUCCAGCUCCCCGCUGCUGAUCCAGGAACAGUUUGGCUGCAUUAAGGAGGUCAUGCCUAUCGCGUGCGGCAGUAAGGUGGACCCGGUGUACGAGGCGCUGCGGUUCGGGACGUCCCUCGCCCAGAAGACCAAGAGGGCCAGCGGCUCCGACUCGCCUCCGAGAAACUCCACCAGUGAUCUUGCUGAAGUUCCCGAGGAAGCAGCCCACUGCAGUCACACACAACUCACCAGGAAACACAGCGACAACGCUGCAGCGGAUGUGAGUUGCGAGGAUGCCCAGAGGAUGCAGAGAGGAUACAGCAGACGUUUAACGGAUGAUAACGGACAUAGAACGUUUGUUGCUCGUAUAUGUCGCGGAUUUACAUCGUACACGGCGGAAAGUUCAUCCGUUCUAAAAGUUUUGUGCAGCUCAAAACUUUUUGCGCGGAUGAAAUCACAGUGGACGGAUGCUCGAUGGAUAGAGCGUAUGAAGCACGUAUGCAAUGAGUACACAACGGAUGCAUAGCGUUUUCCAACGGAUGGCAAAGAUUUUUUUACGUUUUACAUCCUCUUUGCAUCCAUAAGUGCAGUGGGACCGGGCCUUUAAACCAGAAUCUCGCCCACAUAAACAUCUCAUUAAAAAUAUAAAACACCUCAAACAGCAGAUGUCUCAAAGACUCGGUAAACCAGAAGCAACCUCUUUAUGACAUCGCAACAAAUACCAAAAUAAACACUCCACUAAAGAAAACACUUAAGUGUCAUCUCAAGCGGCACUUGGAAACACUCAGCAAGCUCGUUAAGGGCAAUUCCAUGUAAAUGUCAACCUCACCAUGCAAAAAUAAAGCAACAUGUAAUACAUCAAAACCACUCCCAGAGAUCUCACCUAGGCCUGUAUUUUACAGAUGUGAAUAAGUUGAACCAAUUUGUCACAUUUUGAUCACCUAAUAUGUCACCGUCAGUCUUUCUUUCUUAUAAUGUAAAACCCAAGCUAAAAUCAACUUUGAUCAUGUACAAUUCUAUAUUAUUGCCACAAGCCACAGAAAUGUAUGCUAAAAUCCACAAGACAGCAAAACAAUAGCCAUCCUAAAUAUUAUUUAAGAACUUUGAUAGUUUUAGCUGAUAUUUAGAGAGUUUUUCAAAGGGUUAUGGUGGUUAAAUUGCUGAUUUUCUAAACAUAUGCCAUGUCUAUUUCAGACGCGUCACAUCCAUAACGGAAUUUCGUCACAUCCAUAACGCUGACUUUUCCUUCCGAAACUCUGCAUGAAAUACAAAAUAUUUUAAACAAAGAUUUUUUUAAUAUCCACCUUGGACCCCUCUAUCAAACGGAUAUCUCCAUUUCGACAUUAGGUUUACGAUUUCACAGAGUUUGAUAAAAAUGUACAGUCACCCAAGAAAAGUGAUACUUUUUCUGUCACAUCCAUAACGCAUCUUUUAUUGGCGUUUUCUGGCAUGCCCUAGAUGUACUAUGGGAAUUGUUCUUGUUCUAUCACUUCUCCAGUAUGCUACAGCCUUAAAAUAUGCAACACCUGUUUAAACACUGGGAGACAAGAAAACAUGCACUGGGUCAUUUGUUGCCAUUUUGAGUUCAAGUGUCACGUCCAUAACGCUGGAAUUGCUCUUAAACACCACAGUAAACACACCGCGGGUUUCCUCGGGGUUCUCUGGUUUCCUCCCAUCACCCGCCUCUGGAAACAGAUGUUUGUGUUUUUUGUUAAGUUGUAAAAUGUUGACCGAGUUUGAGAUAUUUUUCUUCCCUGUCGAUCCACUCUGCU